Messenger RNA from Darwinula stevensoni, 696 nucleotides. The record is from the annotation of a GenBank genome assembly. Lineage: Eukaryota; Metazoa; Arthropoda; Ostracoda; Podocopida; Darwinulidae.
AUGCAGGUGAUUGUGAAGCCUUCACAGAGGUUCCUGGACACUUUGAAAGGACUCAGGGAAGAAGGUAUCUCAGAUGAAUCCCUCAGAGAUGCUGUCAGGAUGUUGAAGAAGGGUAAAAUAGAUACAAUAGAGCUUACCUAUGAACAUUUGAAGAACUGUUCAAAAUUGCUACCAGAUGGAGUUUCCCUCCAUACACUGAUUGAGGAAUCCAUGGUAGUGCUACCACGGCCAUAUAUUCCUCCACGUAAUCCUGAACUUGAAAAACGAAUACAGAGGUUGCGUAAAGAGCAGGAGAAUCGCCAAUAUCAGGAAAUGACAAAAAACCUCACAUUUUCUCGUCAGAAGCCCCAGCAAGACACUAUUGGAUUCCAGAUGCGGGAGCUGAAUGCCCAGAUCAUCUCUGUGGCCCAGUUCAUAGUGACAGUUGGAGGGGCAUUUGUGUUUGUCUAUAAAGCAAUGGAAUAUGGAUUGCCUACCCCAUACAUUCCAGGACAGGUGCUUGCUGGUAUAUUUGCUGCAAUUAUCGUGGCUGUGGCUGAACUGUAUUUCCUCAUGAAGGAGAUUGCCCAUUCUGAUCGUGCCAUCAAGUGAUCUGGCUUAUUAUGGCCUAUAGCUCUUUUACUCUGAUCAUCAAGCUAGAAAUGAGAAAUUUAUAACAUAUGAUCAAUGAAUAAUAAAUUUGUGUAUGAACAAUCA